Messenger RNA from Teleopsis dalmanni, 1158 nucleotides. Its product is annotated as lysozyme. The record is from RefSeq and is a predicted model, not a curated record. The transcript has 4 exons. Bases 309 to 746 code for a protein of 145 amino acids. NCBI's taxonomy places the organism in Eukaryota, Metazoa, Arthropoda, Insecta, Diptera, Diopsidae.
AGUAUUAUUUUAAAUUUAGCACGCAGAACUUUAAAAAUUUUAAACUAACGGGUUGUGCCUGGAGAACGGAGAGAUAAACGAAGCUUAUAGGGGUCAACUAACUGCUGUUAUCCUAGCGCAUAUCCUGGGUUUAAAAUUGUAUUUAAUAUUUAUAUAUUUAAAGUGAACGCGAAAUUUAUUUUAAGUUGAUAAGUUAAAAUUGUUUUUAAUGAAACGCAAAAAAUUUUUUUAAAUAUUAAUAUUCCUUUAAAAUAUUAAUAAAUUUCAAUAAAAAAAACUCAUAAAUCACGAACUCAUAAAGCAAAGCAAUGAAGUUACAGAACAAAUUCUUGACUUCUAUAAUUUUUUUAGUACUGUGUUUUUCGACAUAUAAAAGUGUAGAUGCGAAAAUGCUUACUAGAUGCCAGCUAGCAAAGGAGCUGCUGCGUCAUGAUUUUCCAAGGAGUUACUUAUCGAACUGGGUCUGCUUAGUUGAAACUGAGAGCGGUAGGAGUACAUCUAAAGUCUUACAAUUACCGAAUCAAAGUGUAAGCUAUGGACUUUUUCAGAUCAACAGCAAAAAUUGGUGUCGCAAAGGACGGAAAGGAGGCGUCUGCAAUAUAAAAUGCGAAGAUUUUUUGAACGAUGAAAUUUCUGAUGACUCGCGUUGCGCCAUGCAGAUCUUCAAUCGUUACGGCUUUCAGGCUUGGCCUGGUUGGGUUAAUAAGUGUCGUGGGCGAACUCUGCCUGAUGUCUCCAGAUGUUAAUUCAGGCGUAUACAUAUUGAUAUAUGUGGCUUUAUGCAGUUUAAAGUGUCACAUUUAGAAUUUCGUACUGAUUUAAGUUGAUAGAUUGAAAGGCAUACAAACGAAUGAUUAUAUCGUUACAUCGUAGUAUUACAAUUUAAUUUAAGAAACCAAAAACAAAAUAAUAAAAAAUUUAUGCUUAGGUUAUAUUGGCAACGAAAAUUGGCUUAUUUAUAAAUUGUUUAUUAAAAGUGAUAUUUUUUUAUUUAAAAUUAAAUUAAAUGUAAAUUAUUUAAUUGGUCUCGUGAUUCUAAAAAUACUAAGCAGAAAAUAAUAAUAUAAACAAACUUAAUAUAAGUUAGUGGGUAUAACGUAAAUUAAAUUUAUUUUUGUUUUAAGUUUAAUUAAUAUAUAAAUAAAUUUAAAAUUAUAC